UUGACAGCGUACCUUAUUAAUAUUCAUAACAACUAAUAUACCCUCUACAAUAAGAUAUUAUAAAUUCACCGUGUGAAGUGAUCUAAAAAAGAAUAAAACAAAAUGAUAAAAAUAAAAGAAAAAAAUAAAAACAAAAAAAAUACAUUUACGUAUUCUUAGUAUCUUCUCCCAUUACCGAAUUCAUAUUCAACGAUGGCGGAUGCAGCAGAUCUUCCCGGCGCUUCUUCCAAUCAAAAAAUGUCGUCAAAACUUUUAAGGCAAAAGGCACAGGAAUUUUUAACUUCAAGAAGAUAUGCAAAUAAUUUAGUAGACAUUAUUUCUCAAUGGGAUGAAUCCACUUCGUCCUGUCUACUUACAAUAGAAACAAUAUUCGUCGAAGUUCUAAAAAGAGGUGACAUGUAUUUGGAACGUACCAUAUCCCUUACAAUUUCAGAGCCAAGUCCUGAAGCAAGAUACAUCAACUGGUUGAGAAACUGUUAUGAAGAAAUAUGGGAGAAGAUACUUGCAUCAAUGGAAAAAUGUCGACCCGCUAUUCAAUUACAAGCUCUCACUACUGCUAUAAAACUUAUGGCUGAGGAAGGUAAAAAUCCACUGGAACCAAUUAGUAACUCGGGAUAUUAUUUUCCAUUUCAUCGGUUAAAACCCAUUUUGAUGAAGUUACUUUCACCGGAGAAGGACAAUACCAGUUUAAUAUCUAGAUUUCAAGAAAUUAUAGAGUAUCCUGAUGCUCUUUAUUACACAUGGAAAUGUCUUCCAUCUCUUACUUCAAAAAGACAACCACAUGAAAUUUAUAUUAAAAAUUUGCUUGAACUUAUACAUAAAUUAUCACUGCCAAAGGAAAUUGAAGAAAAUGAGAUGUCUGAAAAUAAGAAUUUAUUGUGCAAACCACAGCAAGCUACUAAGAAUUUUAUAUGGGAUCAAGCUGGAGCAAGACGUGCAUUGAAUAAAGUCUGGGCUUGUGUCAUGCAUUGGGAAUUGACACCACAAUUACAUAAACAAUUAUUAAUAGUUCUUUUAGAAAGAGUUAUGCCACAUUUAGAAAAGCCUGUUUUACUAACAGAUUUUCUUAUGGAUUCCUUGGAUGCAGAUGGGCCUAUUGGCUUACUUGCAUUACAAGGUGUAUUUUUAUUAGUUACUAAACAUAAUUUGGAAUAUCCUAAUAUUUUUACCAAACUUUAUUCUAUGUUUGAACCAGAAAUUUUUCACACUAAAUACAAAGCACGUUUGUUUUAUUUAUCCGAUCUUUUCCUCAGUUCAACACACUUACCGGAAGCAUUAGUCGCCGCCUUCGCAAAAAGACUCGCACGUUUAACCCUUGUAGCACCACCAGAAGAUAUUCUUAUUAUUUUACUUUUUGUUGGGAAUCUUUUACUCAGGCACCCUGGCUUGAAACGCCUAAUUGAUCAUCCACAAGGAGGAGAAGUUUCAUCAGGAGAGAAUAACGGUGCUGGAGACCCAUUUUUAAUGGAAGAACGAGAUCCUUUAUUAAGUAACGCUCUUCUUAGUAGUCUUUGGGAAAUCAAAGCUUUACAGUGGCACAUAGUGCCAAGUAUCGCUAGUACUGCGCGUUUUAUUCGUGAACCCCUCCCUUCUGUAGAAUAUGAUAUGGCAUCGGCUUUAGAACGUACUGGAGGACAUUUAUUCGAUAGUGAAUUAAAAAAUAAGGUUAAAGAUAUUAUGUUGACGUUCGAGAGACCCAAUUCGAUGGCAUUACCAAAAGGUGAAAGAUUACUGCAAUAUUGGCAAUUAACAACAAUGCACUGACUGGCAAUAUUAAAAUUAUGCAUUAUAUAUGCAUAUUGUGCAAUAUGCAUCGUUAUU
Messenger RNA from Eufriesea mexicana, 1821 nucleotides. RefSeq names its product nucleolar complex protein 4 homolog B. The transcript is spliced from 6 exons. Gene Ontology annotation, cellular component: nucleolus; Noc4p-Nop14p complex; small-subunit processome. The coding region runs from base 193 to 1764 and encodes 523 amino acids. Lineage: Eukaryota; Metazoa; Arthropoda; Insecta; Hymenoptera; Apidae. Gene Ontology annotation, biological process: ribosome biogenesis. The record is from RefSeq and is a predicted model, not a curated record.